UUUUUUGGAAAUCAAGGUUCAUUCAGGCAGUUUAGUUAUCACCUUAAUUACUGCAGACAAAAACACAUUUUUCCUUCCAAGCUGACAACCUCGCCCCGCCCCAUCCUCCCGCUUCUCUUGCUCAGUAACCUCAGUAAGUAAAGAUGGGAAAGUGAAAGCUAGAAAGUCCAUACCUUGGCCACAGCUUUGGUUUGAACUUUCAAAUCUGGAAGUGGAACAUCUUGACAAAAAGAAGUAGUUGAUAUUAGGUUCCAGAUUUGCAAUGCAGAAUUAUGUCAGCAGUUCUGCCACAAAAAUGAACGAACAUGAAAAAGCAGCAGACUUUGUUGAUGAAAACAGGGCAAAGUUAAUCCAAGAAGUUUCUGAAGUGCUGGCGAUAGCAGAAGAGCUUGGAGACCUGGUCCAUCCUGAAGCCUAUGCACUGAUUGAAGCUAAAGAGACAAGCCAGGAAAAAAUGAGGGUGCUCUUUCAAAGAACACUGCGUUCAGGAGGGGUGACGGCCAAAGCAGCCUUCUUUGAUGCCCUUAAAAACCAUCAUCCAGAUCUAGUGGAGAGGCUUGGUGGCUAAUUCCAAAGCAGCUUUGGCAUUCCUGCAUUUUUUGGACAGAAGUGUCAAAGACCUUUCCUGCCCUUUAAAAAAAUGAAUCUUUUGUGAAAAAUAUGUAUUAUGUUUGAUACAUGACUUUUUGAAACCUCUACAUCAUCAGUGUGAUUUUUUUCCUCCUAAAGACCUAAAUAGAUUUCACCCAAAAUUUCUAAAGAUUAAACUGCAAAAAAAAAAUGUCAGAAUUAGCAAAUACGAUACAAUUUAAAGUCAAAUGUGCCAAUUUCUUCUUAUCGUUUUAUAAUUUGUCAAUAAACAGCCCAUUUUUUUAAACUAGUA
Messenger RNA from Oreochromis niloticus (Nile tilapia), 883 nucleotides. Its product is annotated as NACHT, LRR and PYD domains-containing protein 1b allele 3. The transcript is spliced from 5 exons. The record is from RefSeq and is a predicted model, not a curated record. Gene Ontology annotation, biological process: regulation of apoptotic process. The coding region runs from base 263 to 568 and encodes 101 amino acids. NCBI's taxonomy places the organism in Eukaryota, Metazoa, Chordata, Actinopteri, Cichliformes, Cichlidae.